Molecule: messenger RNA, 2170 nt
Organism: Exophiala mesophila
Lineage: Eukaryota; Fungi; Ascomycota; Eurotiomycetes; Chaetothyriales; Herpotrichiellaceae
Exons: 2
Coding region: 98-2122 (674 amino acids)
Source: RefSeq, a predicted model, not a curated record
AGUCGUUGUUCUACCUCUAUAAAAGACUGGCAAGAGCGCUUGGUCAUGAGAAAAUAACUGUAUUCCAAGCAGAGCCACCCAAGGCAGAUCAUUCGCCAUGCUACGACACGGAGCUUUUGCCCUCUCCCUUGUCGGGCUUGCUCUCUCCAGCCCAAUUCUCAAGCGAGACGAAUUGAAAUCUUGGACAAGCAUCACGGGCGGGGAUAUUGUCUUCAAGCUUGGUAAUGUCUCCUACCUUGGGUUGACAUCUACCCCGGCUGCGAAGACGAAAGGCGACAUCCUUGGUGAUCCCAUUCCAUUCACUGUUGUGAAAACCACGGAAUGCGAAAUUACCUCAGAAGUGAUUGAAGGCACCAUUGCCAAAUAUCUUUCAGGGGAUGAUGUCUAUUCAGAAGCCUUUCUAGAAGGAAUAUAUAUCAGCUCAACAUGCGAAGGGGGAGCCACGCUUGAUGCCUCUGCAUAUGGUUUUGUCAAGUCAACUGGCUGUUCCAAAUUCUUGGUUGACACCGCCAUCAAAGUGACCGAUGCUUCAGCGUCAGCGGUCGACGGACUCUCUACCCUAGAGCCCGGUCCAUAUGUUGCCAAGAUCGGAGACGGAUCUGCGAGCUUCUCUCUUGCUUAUCGUCUCUAUCAGGACCGCUAUCGCACCUUUGUAUUCGGAGCAUAUCCCAAUCUUGAUGUCGAAGGUUCUUUCAAAGCCCUUCCAGAUAUUUUGACCGAUUAUCAGGAUCCGCUUAUUCCUGUCCCUUCCAGGAUCUACAGCUGGUCCGACCCUCGACCUUUCGCUGGUCUCCGCAUCGGGGUCAAGGACUUGUACGAUGUCCAAGGUCUGCAAACCGCCGGAGGCAGUCGAGCUUGGGCUGAGUAUUACCCAAUCUCCCCGGUCACCGCGCCCGCUAUCCAAAGAAUCAUUGAUCUUGGUGGUCAAGUCGUUGGAAAGCAAAAGACUGCACAGUUUGCAUCUGGUGCAGAUCCUUGGGGUUGGUUCGAUGUGCAGUACCCAUUCAACCCCAGAGGUGAUGGAUGGCUGACAUGCUCGGCGUCCUCGUCUGGGGGUGGAUGCUCCAUUGCUGCAUAUGACUGGCUUGACAACACCAUUGGUUCCGACACUGGAUCGUCGAUGCGUCGUCCUGCGUCAGUUUCAGGGACGUACGGCAACCGUCCAAGUCAAGGAAUGAUGUCACUAGAGAAGGUCCAGCCCUUGGGUGCAGCCCAGGACACGGCUGGAGUUUUCUCCAGAGAUCCAUAUCAGUUUGCUUAUUUUGCAAAGAAUUGGUACAUCCCUGAGCUGCAUCAAGAUGCUUCCAUCAAUGGACUUGCACCCAUGUCUGCCCCGGAUAACUACUCUCUUCCCAAGACCGUUUAUUACGAUCCCGGAUACCUUCCGGUCCGAAAUGAGGCAGCCGAUGCACUCGUGCAGCAGUUCUACGAAAGCCUCCAGACCGUGAUUGGCAUGACCAAGGUCGACGUCAAUUUGUCUGAAAUCGUGAUCAACCAUCCCGAGCCAGCUGUGUACAAUACCACCUUCCGAGGGGCUGCCUCUUCCCUGCUGAACACUCGUUCUCAGUGGCUGGCAGUCGCGGAGCCGUUGCUGACUUAUUACGCCGAGACAUAUGAAGGCCGCUUCCCUCCCAUUGAUCCGGCCAGACGCCCAGGCUGGAUUGCGCGGACCCCUGAGAGAUUCACCGACGAGGAUUAUGCGAAUGCCUUGGAAAUCAAGAGAUCCUUUUCCGACUGGAUGAAUGAGGACUUUUUGGGAUACAGUGAUGAGACAUGCUCGGACGCCAUCUGGAUUUACGAUGUCGGAACUGGAGGGUUGCCCUCGUAUCGAGAAGAGCCACUCUUGGUGGACAACCCGAAUGCCACCAGGCUGAACUACUCGCCCCCAAACACUGUGACCAACGGCGUUAGUUACUGCUCAUUUGCCGGUUGUGUAGACAUCACAAUCCCGAUUGGCCAAGUCCCCUACUUUAGCAACGUCACACGGACCGAGGAACAAGUGCCAGUGGCGGUCAAUCUUGUGGCACGACGAGGCUGCGACUUUGUCAUUUUUGAUCUCAUCACCGCCCUUGCUGACGCUGGCGUAUUAAAGACCGUAAAGACCGGCCGCGAAGCGUUCUAGCUGGAGGUUGUCCCGUAGUAGAGGCAUGAAAAUUAGCAACGCGCAACG